Molecule: messenger RNA, 696 nt
Organism: Lactuca saligna
Lineage: Eukaryota; Viridiplantae; Streptophyta; Magnoliopsida; Asterales; Asteraceae
Source: the annotation of a GenBank genome assembly
AUAUAAUAUAAAUGGUUGAGAAGACUUGGUCUACAUACAGUGAAAGAUGAAGGAAGAUAUAGCCCAAGUGAAGGUUGGUGUCCCCAUUAAAGAGUUAUGGAAGGCAAUGUCAAGUGACAUAAGGCACAUAGUGCCCAAGGUUAUACCAGAUAUAGUGGAGGAAGCUGAGUUGCUUGAAGGAGAUGGAGGCCAUGGAAGCAUUUUCAUCUUCAAAUUCUGCCCUGAUGUAAAAGUGAGGUAUCAGAAGGAGAAGAUUGUGGAGUUUGAUGAAUCUCUGCAUCAUAUUGCUCUUGAAAUAGUGGAAGGAGGGCCUUUGGAUCAUGGAUUUUCAUCAUACAUGUAUGGAUUUAAGUUUACAGAAGUAGGUGAAGGGGAGACACUGAUGGAAGUGAAGCUUGUGUAUGAGAAACCUGAUCAUAUUCAUGUCCCUGGAGAGACCUUGAAACCAACACUUCAUUACAUCAAAUGCCUCGAAAAAUAUCUUUUGAAUGGACCCUGAUCUUGAUUUGAUUUUGUUGACAUUUUGUAUGUGUUUGUGUUUUGGAAUCUUUGAAAUUACAAUAGGGAAAAACACAUGUGGAAUGGUUGAAGAUUGUUUUUAUAUAUCAUGUAAAUUCAACGAGUAUAGUAUAGCUAAUUAAGACUACUUUAGAUAUAAUUAAGAAAAGUUAUUGAAGAAAGAUGACAAGCAUGGAA